Brienomyrus brachyistius is the source of this 1752-nucleotide messenger RNA. RefSeq names its product LIM domain only protein 3-like. The coding region runs from base 126 to 473 and encodes 115 amino acids. The record is from RefSeq and is a predicted model, not a curated record. The transcript is spliced from 2 exons. Gene Ontology annotation, molecular function: transcription coactivator activity; DNA-binding transcription factor binding. Lineage: Eukaryota; Metazoa; Chordata; Actinopteri; Osteoglossiformes; Mormyridae. Gene Ontology annotation, cellular component: nucleus. Gene Ontology annotation, biological process: positive regulation of transcription by RNA polymerase II.
AUCAGCCAGCGAUUCUUCGCAGACUCCCGGAGAGGCGCGGGGCUCUAUCAUUUUAACAAUGAUGGCAAAGCGCCCCAAGAAACUCACACUCUAAUGGGUUAUUUUGCUCUCUGAUUGUGCCGUGGAUGUUUUCGCAAAGCAGAGACCUCACGAGGAUCGAGAACCGGGGGCUUAAUGAGUGCCGGUGUGGCAUUUUGUGGGCUGCCGCCGGUCUGACGGGCGGGACGUGUCUCUCCGGCAGGUUGUUUGGAGUGACGGGGAACUGCGCCGCCUGCAGCAAGCUGAUCCCCGCCUUCGAGAUGGUCAUGAGGGCCAAGGACAACGUCUACCACUUGGACUGCUUCGCCUGCCAACUCUGCAAUCAGAGAUUUUGUGUGGGAGACAAAUUCUUCCUGAAGAACAACAUGAUUCUAUGUCAGACAGACUAUGAAGAAGGACUCAUGAAGGACGGUUAUGCUCCCCAGGUCCGCUGAAGUCAGGCCUCCACUCUGCACCCCCCACCCCCAAGGCCUGUCCCCACUCACCCCCAAGAGAAAAAGAGAAAACCAGACGAAAAACUUGCAAUCAACCCCUUGAAAGCACUCAUACUGUUUUAUCAGCCCCCCUCCCCCAGCCCCAUGUACAUAACCCCUCCCUCACUGCGCCCCCUAGGGGACCUGCUGUAUAGGACAAACUAUAGAUAAUGGACUGAAUUUGGGCAGUGGCACCCAUAACGAUAGACUGAGUGGGGAGUUUUUUUUAUAUUAAUGAAGACUUCAAGCCGCAACCCCCCCCGCCCACACACACACACACACACACACACACGCACACACACACACCUCCGGCCAACAGUUCCCAUAGCCCCUUAACCCUCCAACUCCCAGCACCAACAAUCGCCUUACUGGGGACAGUCCCUGUCAUCCUCCAUCCCCAACCCAGGCCUAGUGGACAGCACCCUUUCACACUGUUGGUGGAUAAAAGAAAAGAAGAUAAGAAAAUAAGAAUUCCUCCCCCCUCCCCCCCCCAUGAUAUGGAGCCACCUUAAGAUCUCAGGUUGACAGUGGUGUCAGAAGGGGGGGGGGGGUCUUUUAGGCUCCCUCUGCUCUGAAAUGAGAGAGAUUCAGUCUCUGUUUGAUUAGCUCUGCCCUUCUUUUUAGCCAUGAUUCCCUUCCUGUCGUCCCUCCAUACUUGGGAAUUUUGUUGGUCCUUAAAUGACUGGGCAGAGUUCGGAAGUCUUAAGAAACAUUGUAUUUAAACAAAACCGGGCCCCACGCAACUACGUGAAUUUAACUGCUGUCGCCGUCAUGGUGGAAAGCCAUUCUGGGGCCUGAUGACAUCAGCGUGGGCCGGCCUACACAUGUGGUUGUUGCCGUGGUGACUUCUUUAUGUCCCCCCCCCCCCCCACUUAUGGAGAAAUGGCCCCUGUGUGUGUUUGACAAGUCCCUCGCGUUCACUUUUCAGGCGGGCAGCCAUUUUGCAAAACCCGAAGGCCAAUUGAUUUCCCAUUUGAAUUGACGUUGUAUAUACGUUUUUUUUCCUUUGCUUGCUAUUGUAUAAUGAUUUCUUUUUAAGUGUCAGACAGCAUGAAAUGUUUAUUUUUUGGACUACUCUUGUACAUACUGUAUUGUAAUAAUUUUAAGCACAAGUGUAAUACAGUUUUAUUGUGUUACGACUGGUGUGAUCUCCUCAUUCCCCCCUUCUUUGCUAAAUGCCAGUGUGAGGCAGUAUCUUUAUUGGGAGGUUUUACUGGAGCAUUUCUGGAAAUUUGGAAUG